Messenger RNA from Pollicipes pollicipes, 2673 nucleotides. Its product is annotated as serine/arginine repetitive matrix protein 1. Bases 7 to 2673 code for a protein of 888 amino acids. Lineage: Eukaryota; Metazoa; Arthropoda; Thecostraca; Pollicipedomorpha; Pollicipedidae. The record is from RefSeq and is a predicted model, not a curated record. The transcript is spliced from 3 exons.
CGCGCCAUGGCGCCCGGCCGCAGCAGGCCUGCGCGGCACGGCCUCCACAACCCGGCCUUCCAGCACGACGAGUCGUCGGCCAGCCGCUCGUCAACGGGAGAGGUGCAGUCCCGGACUCCGUGCGAUCUACGAGCGGCAGCCUCGACAUGUCCAGCCUGGCGGGACGAAGACGGCGGCUUCCAACCGUUCGAGGCGUCCAGCCGAGACCGGGAAAAGGCUGGGGCGUCGCCGCCGGACGGGCAGCACGCCACCGGUCAGGUGUUGUCGUCCGCUCACCUCGGUCGAGACGACCCGCUGCCGGACGAGCUGCUGGCGCCGGAGCUGUUUCGGUCCGCUAGCCCGUUGGACAUCAUCCCCGAGAUGGCCGACGAGAAGGACCAUGCCGAUGCGAGCCGUGAGAAUGCUGGCACGGAGCGGCGCCAGGCUGACGCGCGCGAGCGGCCGUCAAGGACGCGCGUGAGGCGAGGAGACCACACUGACAACGCUGCUGAGCUGGAGCAGCGAGCCGAAACAGCGCCGGAGCGGUCUCACAAUCCGGAGGCCGCCGCCCGGCCAGAUGAGGUUCCGCAGGCGUCGCCGCACUCCCCAACCGGUCACAAGCGUCUCCGGCCGUCCAGGUUACGCCUUUGGCCGCACGCGCACCACCGGAGCGCGCCGCUCGCGCACGAGCCGGCCGCCGAACGUCCCUGGUUCCAGCGGCUGACGGGACGCCACCGGUCCGCCGCUGACCACUUCUCUGACCCGCUGGUGCCGGAGCGGGGCGACGAUGCAGAGGAGAGGGCCUCGACGCACACUGCACGCCGUCACCGCACGCGGUUUGGAGUGGGCCGCGGCGGCCGGAGGCGGGCCUCGAAGGGCUCGUCAGCGGACGACGAGCGCAGCAGCAGCGUCGACAGCGCGCCGCCGGCGCCGGCGCCGGCCGCGCGGCGUUGGGCUGUCAUACGCGAGACCUUCGACAUGGACGUACCGCUGUCGCAUCAGUGGAACUUCCUCGAGUCAGUUGGGCAGAGCUUCCCUACGGUGGACGCGAAGUCGUACCAGGAGCACGUGCGCCAGCAGACGCCCGUCACCAGCUCCUCCAGCGAGGAGGAGGUGCCAGACCCGCAAGAAGCGCGGCUCAUGCUCAAGCUGGCCCAGUCUAAAGACAUCAGACCAGACAAGACGCCAACGCUCGAGACGCUCGCCAACGCGGUUCACCGCCGCAAGAGCGGCAGCGUCGAACGGAAGAGUCUGCCGCCGGAGAAGAGAUCGCCGUCGGCGGCCGACAGCGCGACCCCAACGCUGUCGGAGCAGGAGCGCCGUGCAGCCAGCUGCCCACCGCCGGAGAGCGGGGCAGGGGCAGGCGCGGCAGACGGUGCGGAGGCGGCGCCGCACGACAGGCGGCACUCCCUUCUCGGGUGGCUGCUGCCAACGCAAGGCCGCGGCGGGCGCAGGGCCUCCGUGCCUGUCCGAGUGCCCGAGACGCCAGCCGUCGAGUCAGCGGUCCACGUGAGAGGCGCUACCUGGUUCCAGCAGGCGGCUGACGACGAGCCCGUCGACGUCGCGAAGAUCCCGACGCCGGAGCGGGCGCGGCAGCGGCGCGCCACCGUCGCCGAGGUGUCACUCAACCACUUCUUGGAGGACGUGGACCAGCGGGCGCGCGAGCUUCGCGAGGAGGAGUUCUGCGGCGCCGACCCGUACCAGGUGCUGUCGCCCAGCCAGCUGGAGGUCGACGAUGACCACGUGGUGCCGAUGGUGGACUCACAGCGCUGCGUGAAGCUGAUGCUGGCGGAUGCCGAGUGGCGGCUCCAGCGGGAGUACGACCAGACGCCGACGCCGACGCCGACCUCGUACCGGUCGUCCCGUUCGGCCACGCCGGAGAUGCGGGAGCUGUCUGGCUCGGCCGACAGUCCGGCAGAACGGUCGCCAAGGAGCGACGACCGGCAGACUCCGUCUGGCUCGUCCCUGUCCGGAACGGUGCAGGGCUUGCCGGCGACCGUGCUCGCAUCACUUUCGAGUUUGAAGACUGACUCGACAUCUCCCCCGAAUUACAUAGCCGCCUCCGCACCUUUGCUGGAGCCUGACACUGCUUCAGUGCCGUCUUCCAAAUACGACUCCGAGGCUUCCUCGAAAUGUCAGCCAUUGGCGAAGCCUUCCCCGAAGCAGCAGCGUUCACCAACAUGUCUCGCUAAUAUUGCAGCAGCAUCCGAAGGUUCUGCAAAAUUAAGCAGAUCGCCAGCUGUUUUCUCGAAGCAGCCAGUGCCAUCCUGCCCAUCUCCAUUGUACAACGCGGCACACUCAUCCACGAUUACAUCAUCCAAUUCUAAAAUCGCACCACCUGCACAAACACAGCAGAGCAGUUCGCCACCAGGACCGUCUAAACAUGACGAACCGGCGCCCAAUGCCCCGAGCUCCCAACUGGCAGUGGUUGUCUACCGGCCGCCCCCUAUCACACCCGCACGCCUGUUACAGACCACUCUGUGUCCGGAGACCAAUCCACACCAGGAGACGAGCCCGGGUCAGUCGACGACCUCGCGGGCGGUGCAGACCUCGCCCGGCACCGUCUCGCCGGUGGGUGCGGCCCCGGAUGCCGACAGCGGCCGCACGGCCAGCCAGGCGGUGCAGACGUCCCCCGCCGAGCCCGCUGGACCGGCGUCGCGGCCCAGCAGCGCCGAUCAACCAGCAUCGACCUGA